This is a messenger RNA of Polypterus senegalus (gray bichir), 5773 nucleotides long. RefSeq names its product NBR1 autophagy cargo receptor a (gene nbr1a). Bases 181 to 3189 code for a protein of 1002 amino acids. The transcript is spliced from 22 exons. The record is from RefSeq and is a predicted model, not a curated record. Gene Ontology annotation, molecular function: zinc ion binding; ubiquitin binding. Lineage: Eukaryota; Metazoa; Chordata; Cladistia; Polypteriformes; Polypteridae. Gene Ontology annotation, biological process: macroautophagy. Gene Ontology annotation, cellular component: phagophore assembly site.
GGUCCGGUCACGUGGGCUGGUGUUUACAGCUGAUGUCACAGCAUAGACGACGUUUCGCUCGGUAGAGGAAAAAAAAAAUAAACAAACAACAAACGCCAUCAAGGAAACGGCGUUAGUGGCAUCGGAAGGCAUAGACUUGUCCAAAAAGUCUGAAUGGUGCUCUCUCUCGUCGUGUAAACCAUGGCGAGCACGGUGUUCCCGGUGAAACUGAAGGUGAAUUUUAAAGGAGAGACGGCGACUUUACUCCUGGGCGAUGCGGAAAAGAGUUGGAAAGACAUCGAGGCCAUGGUGAAGAAGUCUUUUAAUUUAAGAAGUGUGCAAGUGAAAUACAUUGAUGAAGACAAUGAGGAGGUGUCAGUUAAUACAGAAGAAGAAUACAAGGAGGGCCUGAAGUGUGCUGCUAAACAAGGAAGUCAACUCAGUCUCAAUGUUUAUGCGCUCGAAGAAUCAGAACCCGGCACAUCAUUCCAGAGUGGACCAGUAAAACCCACGUGCAAAGCAAAGGAGGAUGGGAAGAAUCCAGUCCAGCAUUAUACCAAAUUGGCUAAGAUGGUUGGCCAGGAGAUGUUGAGUAGAAAAGCUCAAGAGGAGAAAAUUAAGAAUGAAGUUAUCAAAAAAGAUGCAGAUCAGACGCCUCCUCAAUGGUUUCUUACAUACAUGGAGCAGUUCAAGCAUCAAUUUGUCGAAGAAGCAGUGGAAACGAUUUCCCAGCAGCUCUGUGAAAAGCUCAACAUUCUGCUUCCACGGUCGAGUAUGUCUCCUGGGGUGGGAGUUCAAGUACCAGAAAUAAGUUCCACUUCAGGAAACCUGGGUGACGAGCUGACAGUCUGCAGUGCCUGCCAUGGCAGAAUUACAGGAAUGUGCUACCAGUGCAGUGUCUGCUCCUCGUUUGUUCUCUGCGAGUCCUGUGAGUUAUGGAGUUUUGACCAUGAUUCCAGCCACACUUUCAUAAAAGUUAAAAAGCCUGUCAUUUUUGGGACGACUGGACAUGCUCAUGCAGCUGAAAAUAAAGUCAUGGGUUUUGGUGAACUGGCAAGGCCUCAAGCCCGUGUAGACAGAAUUUUUAGGAAAGCCGAAAAGCAGAGACUGAAAGCAGAGAAACGUCAGUUAAAGGCCGAAGUGAAGGAGAUCAAGAAGCAGCUGAAACUGGAGAGAAGAGGCCUUCAUUUGAGCACAGCAGCUGGUGUGGCCUGUGAGCCGCCAAUCCUCAAGUCAAGGGGAGCACCUGCUACCUCGCCAGUGAACUCCCAGCUGGCUUGCAGUCCUGUUAGGUCCAACUUUUCUGCUGUGUUUCUGGAUGAAAAUUUGCCUGAUGGGACUCACCUCCAGCCUGGCACAAAAUUUAUCAAACACUGGAGAAUGAAUAACACGGGCAAUGUGAGCUGGACAUCAGACACAAAGCUGAAAUUUAUGUGGGGCAAUUUGUCUUUGGCCUCAAUGGACAAAAAGGAAGUCUCUGUGCCGUUCCUUCAGCCUGGGCAAGUGGGCGUUGUGUCGGUGGUGUUUGUGGCUCCAAAUGUGGAAGGCACCUACACUUCUCACUGGCGCCUUGCUCACAAAGGGGAGCAGUUUGGGCCCAGAGUCUGGUGCAGUAUUGUUGUGGAUCCUCAGCCAUCCGGACACAGUCCUGAGUUAAGUGAGAGUGCCCUCUUCAGUAGCCCCGGUCUGACGGGCCCUUCCACCAGUAAGGUAAGCAACUCUUCAGUAGAGGCAGAAAAAUUAGGUCACUGUGGUAGUGAAGAAAUCCCAUGCUCCCCUGCUCCUACUACAAAAAAGAAUAAGUCAGUGGAUUGUGAGAGAGAGUAUUAUAUUCCAUCAGUGGAUCUGCUGACAGCACAGGACCUGCUUUCAUUUGAACUCCUGGACAUCAACAUCGUCCAAGAGCUGGAGAGAGUACCACACAAUACCCCUGUUGACAUGACCCCAUGCAUGUCUCCACUGCCUCUUGAUGGUUCCCUUGUAGAGAAACCAGGGCUGGGACAGAUCGAGGAGGAGACGGAGGGAGUUGGAUUCAAGGCUAUACUUGAAAAUAGUGGCAGUCACAACACUUCUGCUAUGGAAGAUGGAGAAGACGACAUCAGCAGCACUCAGUUUGUUUGUGAAACCGUGAUACGCUCGCUCACUUUGGAGGAGGCACCUGACCACAAGCCACCACGGAUAGGCAAGCCAAGCUCUGUAAAGUCUUGUCUUUUAGGGCAAGAUCAGCUUUGCUCCAGAGAUAAGAAGUGUGAUGAAACCAUUGAAGUGGCUGAAGUCCUAUCAACUGAAAUGGAAGAAGUUAAUGCCAGUGAAAUGACAUGGCCAGGACCCGAUGAACCGGAAUCCCGUUUGGAGAAUAUGUGCACAGAAGAAUCAGUUAUGAUGGAUGAAAGGCAACAGCCUGAAGAAGACACAGAUGACGUGCAGAGCCAAGGCUCAUCAUCUUCAUCUGAGGAUUACAUUAUCAUCCUGCCCGAAUGCUUUGAUACAAGCCGCCCCAUAGGUGAAUCCAUGUACAGCUCAGCCCUUUCCCAGCCUGGAACAGAGAGGGGCAUUGAAAGUGACUCUGAUGCUGAGGAGUUGGAGGUCCAGACCCCUGAAGAAACAAGUGGCUCUACCAUCCUGGGAAACUGUGUUAAUGACAUGCUGUGCACUUCACAGACACUGGACACCGUGCCAUUAACUCCUGAAGUUGUCUCUGUACCCCCUCCACGGAUGCAGUGUGAGAAAGUAUAUUUUAUAAAUCAAGAGUCUGUGAGACCAGAGUUAGCAGAGGAGGCUUCCUCUUCAGAUGUCCUGGCUCAGCCUUUCCCUUCGGAUAUAAAAGAAGGCUCUGCCAGUGUUCAUCAGUACCAUGCAGAGUUCUCGGGACAUGGAGACCCCAGGCAAGAAUGGGACCAGCAAAACAGUGCCUCCAAGCACCACAGCCACAAUAGACACAAGGGGAUUGCAGGGGGGCUGGUAAAAGGUGCUUUGUCUGUUGCUGCCUCAGCUUACAAGGCUCUUUUUACGGGUCAGCAAAUUCCAGCUCAGCAGGCUGUGAACAGUCCAAGCCAGGACAGAGCCAUGAUGGCGGUGUUGUUAGAGAUGGGGUUUGGAGAUCGACAAUUAAACCAGCGGCUUCUGAAGAAGCAUAAUUAUAACAUCAUGGAUGUGGUCAAUGAACUGGUUCAGAUGAGUGAUGGUGACUGGUAUUCCAAUAGGUACUGACCCCACUGCAAAGCUGCUAACUCGUAAUCAGCUUGCCAUAUCCUACUAUACAGUAACUGGACUUAAUAUAAAGGAAAUAAACAAUAGGAUAAAUAGCGGAGGCACUUUCUUGAAUUUGCAGAAGUACAUGUUUGUUAGCGUGAGUGUGUCUGUGUCUGUGUCUACCCACCUGAUAAUGUAUAACACCCCCCAAUACACCAACAGCGCACAGCACUCUGAGGCUGGAGGAGAACCUGGGGAUUUACUCGUAGAUGAGAGCGCGGCUCUGCCUUUACAGUGGCACUCACGAGCUGCUUUGAGGUUAACAUUCCAGCCCGCGUCGUCCUGCUGAGUGACCCGGUGGGCUGGUAAAGAGAUUGUCUGUCUGUCUUUUUUUUUUGUUCCUCUUUCUGUCUCUGGGACACAGAAUUGUAGAAACCCAAUUGUUUGAAUCUGUUUUUCAUAGACUGUGGUGGGCUGGCACCCUGCCCGGGGUUUGUUUCCUGCCUUGCACCCUGUGUUGGCUGGGAUUGGCUCCAGCAGACCCCCGUGACCCAGUAGUUAGGAUAUGACCCUGACGUUGGAUAAUGGAUGGAUGGAUGUUUUUCAUAGAUGCCACAGGCCUUUUUUCUUUUUAAGCGACAGCUCUAGAUAAGUGACACGUUACUAUGCACGUUAAAUUCAUCCUGGUACUCCGUCUUUUGUUGGGUACAUUACUUGACAAAUUCAGUUUGAAUAUAUAAUGGGUGUUAUUCAAGUAUAAUUGAUUAUUGCACAUUGGGAUCCAAAAUGUUAAAUUUGCCAGUUGGCAUUUUGCUGGGUGGAUCACUGGAGUUUUCGACACAUUCCGACUUUCUCAUUGGAGAGCUAAAAGCGGCGGAGCGCCAGGCGUGCAGCAUUCAGAAGCCUUAUUCACUGACGUCUGUGCGAGCGUUUGUGUUGGGAGACAGGGCUGGAUGUCGGGUCUUUCUUUCACGUCAGGAAGCCUGUUUUUGUGUCAUGUUAGGUUUUGGGCUUCACGUUCCUUCCCAGCACUCUUCUGCUUUCUGCCCAUCAUUUGACCUCCUGUGGUUUGCUCCCCUGACCGUCCAUGUGCUGCCUUUGAGUACUUCACUAAAUGAAUGCUGUUUCAUUAGAUGGCUGCACCUGUGGGUCUUUUUUCUUGUAUUCAUUGCCCUUGAACUGGAAUCGUGUGUGUGUGUGUGUGUGUGAUUGAUUUCUCACGUUACCCCGGUACUCAGUAAGACACAGAAGUAGAGAAUCACUUGAUUUGGUUUUUUUAACUUUUGAAGGUUAACAUCCAUUAUGGAAGGAUAUGAGCAUAUUAAAUGUCUCGUUAGACCUCAGCGUCCGGACUGUUAAAACACACGGGGGCAUGAAGACCCUAAAUGCGCAGUCCUUGAAAGUGAACGUGGCUUUGAGCACAGCACUCUUGACUCCUGAUUUCUCUUUUUCGUUUCUUUUCCUCGCCUCACUUCAGUCAUAAUAUGGUGGUAACCAAAGCUUGCAGUGCAGCCUGUGAUGUUCGGGCCCCGUUUGUCUCUUCCCUUUUUUUUUUUUGUUGUUCAAGUCAAAUUUUAGACAGAGUCGUCCCAUCACCUCUCGCGUCUCAGUACAGGGCCUGUCAUCCUCUUUGGGGCCCUCGAGCAGAUUUCUUCUUGUAGUUGGCGAACACAAGAAACUCAAACCGUGCUUUUUAUUUUUUAGACAGCAGACGUGCUUUCAAAUGAUGACUGCGGGUUUACGUUACACGCCGGAGGAGAGCUUGUGGUGAGGCUGUCCCGUUGAUCCCACUUCGGUGCCUCUUUGUGCUUUUGGGUGAAGGUGCAGCUGUGUUCCAUAUUUCCAGUUUUUAUUUCGUUUUCUCUGGGCCUGCGUGUGUUUUGAUGCUGGCUCUUUGUUUUCCCUUUUCCUUCCUUCCUGUAUUUUGUGGUUGAGUUGUGGCCCUUAUGUUUCUAAAGGCACCCCAAACUCUUCGUGUUCAGAAACGUUUUACUUUCUGCUUACUCAGAGACGAUAUGGUUCACCAAUCGACUGUCCAGGGACAACCCAGCCUUACCAACACUGGGGAAAUCGUCACCGUUCUACCAGAUAGGAAGACGAGCCUUUAUCAGCCUUGGUGGGUGUUGAUGACCGUAAACAGGGUGGCAUCCUGUAAACGAGGACGGGGACCCAAAACCAUUUGGUUAGGAAAAGUACCAAUUCAUCCAAAAUGUCAAAAGGUGGUCAACUUCACUUCCUCUUGGUUACGUCAAUGUGUGUGUGUGUGUGUGUGUGUGUGUGUGUGUGUUUGCUGUUUCAGGUCUGUCAUUUUUUAAUGGCAAUGUAUUCUCUCCUGAUAGGGAGGCCGAAGACGUUAAAUUUUGGGAUGCCUUUUUUUGUCAGUGAGCACAGAUUUCAACUUUGUUUCAUAUAAAGAUGCAGAGUGCUUGUUUUAGCAAUAUCUGUUUAGAAAUGUCUUCUUUUGCAUGGAAUAAUCAACAUAUUGCAUUAAAUACGAAGCAUUUUCUUUGUAUGUCAUAUAGGAAAAGCACUUUAUAGAUACAACACAUGUGAGAGAAGAAUGGUUGUUACUUAAAUGAUUUAAUAAAAAGUGAUUAUUUGA